Messenger RNA from Meriones unguiculatus (Mongolian gerbil), 1810 nucleotides. RefSeq names its product TATA-box binding protein associated factor, RNA polymerase I subunit D (gene Taf1d). The coding region runs from base 143 to 997 and encodes 284 amino acids. Gene Ontology annotation, biological process: regulation of DNA-templated transcription. The transcript is spliced from 10 exons. The record is from RefSeq and is a predicted model, not a curated record. Lineage: Eukaryota; Metazoa; Chordata; Mammalia; Rodentia; Muridae. Gene Ontology annotation, cellular component: RNA polymerase transcription factor SL1 complex; nucleoplasm; nucleus.
GGGGCGGGUCAACUGGCGUUCGCUCUUGAAGUCACCCGCCGCGAAGAGCUCGCGCGAGAUUUCGGCCUUGUCUAAGGCAGGCGCCUGGGCGCAGCGCGUUCUUUUUGGCGCGGUGAAGGAGAAAACUGGGGAAGGCAAAGUGAUGGCUCAAUCAGAAGUGAGUUCUGUUGACUCCAUAACAUCUGACAGAGCUGAGGAUAUUCGAAACCAAAGUGAUGACUCAUCUGAUAGCAGCUUAUUUAAAACACAGUGUGUUCCUCCAGCUACACAAAAGCAAAGAAACUCCACUGUAAAAUGUGUUACUGCACCUACAAGUGUUGAAACUGAUUCAUCAAGUGACUCGUCUUUUGAACCAAGGCCUUUGACUUUAAGGGCUAUUUUUGAAAGAUUUAAGAACAAGAAACGGAAAAGGAGAAAAAAGAGAAAAUAUAGGCCCAAAUUAAGACCAAGAGGAAGACCACCUGGAAGCAUUAGAAGAAACAUUAGAAGGUCACAGAUAGAUGUGAAACAGAUUAAAGACAAAGGAGCUAUGUUCCCAUUCUUAGAAUCUGAAAAUGGAAGAAAAGCUUUACCUUGGAAGAAAAUUUUAACAUAUGAGCAAGCUGUUGCAAGAGGAUUUUUUCACCACAUUGAAAAACUCAAGUAUGAGCACCAUCUUACAGAAUGCUUGAAGCAGAUGCAUGCUGGGGAGGAUUUAGAAAAGGAAGACCUUGACAGCCGUAGACACAAGUACAUGGAUGAUGAUGGUCCUCUUUCUCCUAUUGAAGAGUCAUUAACAGAAGAUGAGGCAACGAAUCCUGAGUCUGAAAGUGAUAUCAAAUUGGUUGAAGAUAGCUGCUUCAUAAUAAGCUCAGAAUUCCCAAGGAAGAGGAAUUUAGGACAAGAGAAGAGUAAGAAAGAAUUUGGAUUCUCUAAAAAAUCCAAGGCCAAAGAUACUACACAGCACAGAACAAGCUGGAAAGACGAACAUGUGAAUACCAAAGAAGGUUUGUCUUGAUUAUGAAGUCAGAAUUGGAAGACACCCACGAAAGGAUGCUUGUUUCAGUGUUGCAGUGCAUAUCCUUCAUAAAGAUCCAUAUUCCGAGUGUUAGGUGAGUUUUGGUGGCACUGUAUGUCAUCUUGGGAAAACAGUUGCAGUUCAGAUGAUGAAUUAAACUGUUCAACUGCUGAAUGAUACAGACAUGAACUAAAACUUAAUUCUGACAGAACUGGCUACAGCUAUUGAGUUGGACAGGAGUAUAGUUUUUAUAACAGGAAAUUCUGUCAUACUUUUUAAAGUCUUUCACUGUUCUUUAGGAAUGAAUAUGAUCAGACUUCAGAGAUGUUGGGUGUCAACUAGUGAAGCCUACGUUAAAAUGUCUUUUAGGUUUCUAAAUUGAAGACAUCAUCAGAAAUCUUCCGGUAAGAUGUUAACUUUAGAAGAACAGCAUUAUAAGUUACGUGAAGUCAACUAUCAGGGUUGACGAUGAUACCAGUGACAGAUGUUGUGAUGAUGGGCAAAAUGUUCAACUGCUCUGAGUGGGCUGAAAGAAAGUAGCCUUUCUGAACAUCUACGCUGGGUAGGUCUCUACAGAUCCCACGUAUGCAGGCCUGGGGCCCCACUCCUUUAACCAUUGGGAAUCCUCUUGGGCUUACAAGACAAUCUUGGCUUCAUGUAGCCCAUCUGGUUCUGUGGUUAAUAUGCCCUCAUUUUUACACUUUGAAAACUAAACCUCAUGUAGAAAUUUUUGUAAUUUUAUCAUAUGAAUUUGAAAAACUUUCCCACAGGUUGAGAACUUUGAAGUUGUUAAGCCAAGGAUAAAAGAAUAAA